AUGCCGAAUAAAGAAUUCACAAAAAGACAUCAAGAUCAUCAUGGUUCUGAAAUUGCAAUUUUCUGUACCCUUGGCGUUGAAGCUGACGCGAUGAUUGCGGUGUUUGAUGAGAUUUGGCCGGAAGAUCGGUAUGAGAGGUGUCAUAACGACACCAAUAGUUAUACUUUUGGUCGGAUUCAUCAACACCCUGUCGUUCUGGUCCACAUGCCUCGCAUGGGCAAGACAUCAGCGUCCAGCGUCGCCGCCAGCUUGCGGUUCAGUUUUCCAUAUAUCCGCGUCGGCUUACUGGUCGGUGUAUGCGGCGGGGCUCCCGUCUCCGCAAGUCGCAAACCAGAAAUUAUUCUGGGAGACGUUAUUAUCGGCACACACAUUGUCCAAAUCGAUCUUACGAGGCUAUACCCGCACACUCUAGUCCGCAAGAGCGCCCUGCAGGACAAUCUCAGUAGGCCGAGCCAGGAGAUCAGCGGGUUCUUGUCUAAACUCCAGAGUCAAGCCGCCCAGAUCGAUAUCAGAGAUUCAAUGCGAGUAGACCUUGCCUCUAUCUUCAAAUCAACAAUUUACCCUGGUACCAAUAGAGACAUCCUCUUUGAAGCAAGCUACAGUCAUAAGCAUGCAGACAAAAAUGCAUGCUCCCUAUGCAUAAGCCCCGACAAUGAUGUCUGUGCCAAAGCCUCAGCCAUGUCUUGUGCCGAGCUUGGGUGUGAUUUCAGCAAGGUGAUAUCUCGAACUCGAAUACAGGCCAUAAACGAUGAAGGUCACAGGGAUUCGUCCUGCUAUCCGGCAGUACAUUUUGGUGGAUUAGCGUCAGGGGAUCAGGUUAUCAAAUCUGCAUUACACCGCGACCGCAUUGCCGAACAGGAAGGUGUGAUCGGCUUUGAAAUGGAAGCGGCCGGCUUGUGGGACAUGGUUCCGACAAUUGUGGUUAAAGGGGUUUGUGAUUAUGCUGAUAGCCACAAGAAUAAGGACUGGCAGCUUUAUGCCGCAGCAACAGCAGCGACAUGCGCAAAAGGUUUGCUGAAGCUAUGGAGAAAAUCACCAAGACCAACGGAGGAUAAAUUUAAUGGCAAAGAAUCUGCUUCAUCACGGAUACAGCAAGUCUUCAGUGGCAACUUCACGGCUGGAAAAAACGUCCAUAACGGUGGUAUUUAUACAGCUAGAUCGUUCAACUUCUAA
Molecule: messenger RNA, 1173 nt
Organism: Penicillium manginii
Lineage: Eukaryota; Fungi; Ascomycota; Eurotiomycetes; Eurotiales; Aspergillaceae
Product: 5'-methylthioadenosine/S-adenosylhomocysteine nucleosidase family protein
Exons: 1
Coding region: 1-1173 (390 amino acids)
Biological process (GO): nucleoside metabolic process
Molecular function (GO): catalytic activity
Source: RefSeq, a predicted model, not a curated record